Messenger RNA from Arabidopsis lyrata subsp. lyrata, 1388 nucleotides. RefSeq lists its product as uncharacterized. The coding region runs from base 178 to 1092 and encodes 304 amino acids. NCBI's taxonomy places the organism in Eukaryota, Viridiplantae, Streptophyta, Magnoliopsida, Brassicales, Brassicaceae. The record is from RefSeq and is a predicted model, not a curated record. The transcript has a single exon.
AAAAAUUCCAUGUGCAAGUGCAACGGUGAUAAGCGUAUUCUAGACAAAGACACGCGUAUCAACCUAACACUCGUCAUCCUCAGAGUCCCUAUAUAAACCCCUUCGUAUACCUCUCUUCAUUAUUCUUCAAAGCUUCCAUUAAAACCUAUUAAGAGAAAUAUAUAGAUAGAGAUAUAUAUGGACGGUAGUGGAGGCUGUUGCAUAGCCAGAUAUGGCGUUUACGGUGGUCGUUAUGGUCUCUCCAAAGCUGAUCGAAUCAUGCUUCGAUUCCGUCCCAUUGCUCCUAAACCAGCCAGCGACGGCGGCGGAAGUGUCUCUCCCGUCACCGGAAAGUACGGCUCCCCCACAACUACAAGCGGUGGAAGCUCCGAUGUUUCCGGUAAAUCUGGGAGAGGAAAGAGGAAGUACCAGAGAGAUAGUUCCGGCGGUAACUCCCGAAGGUGCAAUAAGAAGAAGAGAGAUCUCAGUGGAGAUGCUGCUACUACCACGGCGGUUACAUUGUCUCUUUUACCAGAGACGCCUGAUAAAGCAGUUUUUCCAGAUCUGAAUGCUUUUCCGGUAGAGAAACAGAAGCGAAACGGUCCUUUAUGGCUGAGUUUCAACGGCGGUAGUGAGAUGUUAACGCCGUACAAUUCGGCGGAGAUAUGUCGAAGGACGGUGGUUGUUUCGUCGUGUGUGACGGUUGAACGUGUGACUGACGCAUGGAUCGACGGUUAUGGAUUAGGGAAGACAAAUGAGGAGAGGAAGAUGAAUCUUGUGAAAGACACGUGUCCUGGUUUUAUAUCGGACGGUGCAGGGAGAGUCACGUGGACCAAUGAGGCGUAUAAGAAGAUGGCUAGAGAAGAUAUUAAUAUUCCGAUGGAGGAAGGUGUACCGGAGGAGAUGAAUUACGAUAAUUUUCACGUGAUCGUACGGUUAGUGAUGAAGGAGAGGCCGAUGCUAACGUACCCAGCUUUUACAUGCAGAGUGAGAUUACAGUACACGUGUCAAGAUCGAGAAAGAGGUUCCGUCACGGUGCCUUGUGACGUGUGGAGAAUGGACGGCGGUGGUUUUGCGUGGAGACUUGACGUUAAGGCAGCUUUGUGCUUGUGACGUUCUUUCGAUCGCCGCCGUUGGAUUCACAAUGGUGAAAAUUAUGAACGGUCCCGAUCGUAUCACACAUGGUCUUCGCAGAACUAAUAAUAGCAAAUGAUGAACUAUGGUUUUUUAAUUUUCACCUUGAACAUAUAUUCUGUGUUUUUUUUAGUUUGCUUUGUCUUUCUUGAGUUAUGAAAUGCUAAAUUACUCUAUCUGAAAUUUGAGCAUUUUUCUUUUGGUUAAAACUUGCAAGAAAGUUGUAAAUAUGUAUGAUGUAUCCCUUUUCUUUUCAUCAAAAUUUUAUUUUUCAC